AUGGAAACUGAAGCUGCUACUGCACCUCACCUGGCAGCUCUUGCUGACACAGAUAUCAAUUGGGACAAGAAUCUUGGUUAUAGUGACAAUGUGGACAAGAAACCGUCUCACAUGCAGAUGGUUGCGGUCCAGGCUACAACUAGAUUGGCAGCUGGUACCUGUUCGUCAGUUAUUGAUGAUUAUGGUGUUGGGAAACCUUCAGUACUAAAGACAACAAAAAUGCUUCUUAGAGAAGAUGGAUGGAAAGGAUUCUAUAGAGGGUUUGGACCUAGGUUCCUCAAUAUGUCUUUCUAUGGAACAACAAUGAUCGUCACCUAUGAGAUAAUCAAGAGAUUAUCUAUUAAGCAAGUUUGA
Solanum tuberosum (potato) is the source of this 354-nucleotide messenger RNA. Its product is annotated as mitochondrial uncoupling protein 2-like. The coding region runs from base 1 to 354 and encodes 117 amino acids. The record is from RefSeq and is a predicted model, not a curated record. The transcript has 4 exons. NCBI's taxonomy places the organism in Eukaryota, Viridiplantae, Streptophyta, Magnoliopsida, Solanales, Solanaceae.